Molecule: messenger RNA, 2184 nt
Organism: Closterium sp. NIES-65
Lineage: Eukaryota; Viridiplantae; Streptophyta; Zygnematophyceae; Desmidiales; Closteriaceae
Source: the annotation of a GenBank genome assembly
AUGGCUACUCCCACAAUUCUCUCUUUCGAUGGCGAGGGCCGCCCGGUUCAGUUUGACGCUUGGCUCGACGACCUGCACCUGUUCCUACAGAUCAGUGCUAAGGACGAUAUCUCACUGUACGAUCACGCGUCCGAAACCGCUCCCGCACCUGCUGAGACUGCUGACAACACUGCUCGCUCCCAGUGGCAGACUCGUGACGCUCACGCUCGCCUAGCCAUUCGCAGCCACCUACCGCUAGAUGAGCGCGCGCAUUUUGGCCAGCACAAGACUGCUAAGGCACUGUACAAUGCUGUAGUAGCGCGCUACUCCUCGCCUGCCUCUGCUACGAUCGGCCGUCUCUCGCUGCCCUAUCUUUUCCCCGAUCUGGCCGCCUUUCCCACAGUCGCUGACCUCAUUACUCACCUCCGCACUAGUGACACUCGCUACCGAGCCGCCGUUCCUGCUGAGUUCCUAGCCAAGAAUCCUCCCCUGAUGUACCUCGUUCUCUACCACUUAGUCAUCCGUCUCCCUGACUCCUUUCGCAUAGUCAGGGACCACUUUCUCGCCCUCCGCCCCACCGAGCUCACCGUUGACCUGCUCGAGAAGCAUCUGCUUGCAGCCGAGGCUAGCAUAGUCGCUGUAGGUGCCUCUCGUGGCGACCCCCACACACCCUUCUUUGAAGGGUGUUCCCCUCCCCCCCUUCUCCCCUCGGUCGCCUCUGCUGCCGCUGUCGACUACCUUGGUGCUGAGGAAGUCGGCGCUGCGUCUGCUCCUAGUGGGAGGCGCAAGGGCGGCAGGGGCAAAGGGGGCAAGGGUGGUGGCGGUGACAGUGGGGGAGGUGAAGAUGGCGGUGGAGGCGAUGGGGGCGGUGGGGGUGGUGGCGGUGGUGGGGGAGGUGGCGGGGUUGGGGGGGUCAGUGGCAGCAGCGGGAGUGGUGGCGGCAAUGGUGGUGGAGGGGGCCGGGGAGGAGGCGGUGGUGGUGGCGGCAGCGGACGUGGUGGCGGCGGCUGGGGUGGUGGUCGGGGUGGACCAGUGCAGCGUGGGGGUUCGGGUGGUGUCCAGCGCCAGCAGCAGCGUCUAGGAGAGACCCUGACGCCCCAGCAGCUUCGUGAGUGGUACUCUCAGCAUGGGGGGUCUGGGGGUGGAGGUACCAGCCCUGUUGAGAGUGACUCUUACCUGCGUGUCCCGCCCCACCCGGGCAUUGCGUCCAGUGAGGCUGCCGCUCUAGAUGCUAGUGCGUCUGUUGCCCCAUGUCCAAGAGAGGCGUCUGCUCUAGGUGCUGGUGAGUCUGCUGCUUCAGGUGCUUGUGUGCCUGCGCCUUUAGCGCAGCUCCCUAGGCCUGUUGCUGUCUCCCUGGCUGACCCCUCCGAGGGUCCGGUCCUUGCGACCUCCAUCACUGCCCUCCCUUGUCCUGCUGUCCCGUCCGGCACGCUGUCUGGUCUUUACCUCCCCUUGUUCUCUACGAACUUGUCCCCUGCCCCUCCUUGCCUUCCCUGUGUCGAGGGGCGGCAGCGUGCUGCCCCCCACUCUUCUGAGUUCCCCCCGAUGGAGGCUCCUCUGCAGACCCUUCACAUGGACGUGUGGGACCCAGCCCGCGUCCGUGGACAGAGCGGAGAACACUACUUUCUGCUGGUAGUUGACGACUACACGUGUUACACCUCGGUCUUCCCCUUGCGUACCAAGGUCAUGGAGAUCGUUCGUACCUCCUUGAUCCAUGCGGCUGCCCCCCAUUUUCUGUGGCCGUUUGCGGUCCGGUACGCCGGGCAUCAGCUCAACCUCUGGCCCCGUGUCUCCGUUCCGGAGACCUCACCGACACUGCGUUGGACGGGAGAGGUUGGUGAUGCGUCUGUCUUCCGGGUCUGGGGAUCUCGUGCCUUUGUCCACGAUACGUCCGCAGACAAGCUCUCCUCCCGCGCCGUUCCCUGCGUCUUCCUUAAAUUCCCCUAUGACGCGCCUGGUUGGCAGUUUUACCACCCCACCUCGCGCCAUGUUGUAUCCUCUCAGGACGUCACGUUUGACGAGUCGGUCCCCUUUUACCGUCUCUUCCCCUACCGCACUGCCCCACUCCCCCCUCCGCCACUCUUCCUCACGCUAGGUGCUGCUUCGGUAGACCCCCUACCUCCCCAAGGUCCUGCUCCCUCGGGUGUGUCCCAGGUAGACCCAGUCGAGCAUGUCAUGGUAGCUGUCGACUCUGGUCCUGCGUAA